Molecule: messenger RNA, 5410 nt
Organism: Haliotis rubra (blacklip abalone)
Lineage: Eukaryota; Metazoa; Mollusca; Gastropoda; Lepetellida; Haliotidae
Exons: 13
Coding region: 141-5342 (1733 amino acids)
Biological process (GO): chromatin remodeling
Cellular component (GO): nucleus
Molecular function (GO): histone H3K36 demethylase activity; histone H3K9 demethylase activity
Source: RefSeq, a predicted model, not a curated record
UAUUUCUCAAAGCGGAAGGAUAAAUAUCAUUGCAACAUUGCGGUCAAAACAUGCAAACUGCACGUAGCAAACAAAGUGUGGAAGAAAAUCUAGUGUUUUGAAACGUUUGAGGACGAGUUUUGUUUGUGUUUGAUGGCAACAUGGAGUCGUCAAGUGGAGGAUCGAGUGCAACGAGUGGAACGUCUAGUGGAGGAUCCAGUGGCGGAUCUAGCAGUAUUCCCAAGAUCAUGGUGUUCAGACCCACCAUGGAGGAGUUCAGCAACUUCCCAAAAUACAUGGAAUACAUUGAGUCACAGGGGGCUCACAAGGCGGGCCUGGCCAAGGUGAUUCCUCCCCCGGAGUGGAAGCCACGGAGGAAUGGCUAUGAUGAUGUCAACAUCACCAUCCCUGCCCCCAUCACACAGAUGGUGACCGGCUGUCAAGGGCUGUAUACACAGUUCAACAUUCAGAAGAAAUCACUGACUGUCAGAGAAUUCGAGAAACUUGCAAAUAGUGACAGGUACAAGACUCCUAAUCACUUUGACUAUGAGGAACUAGAGAGGAAGUACUGGAAGAAUGUCACGUUUGGAUCACCAAUAUAUGGCUCCGACAUUUCGGGUUCUCUCUAUGACGAAGAUCAAAAGCUGUGGAACAUUAAUAAACUUGGCACCAUCCUGGACUAUGUAGCUGGUGACUAUGGAAUCCACAUUGAGGGAGUCAACACUGCAUAUCUCUAUUUCGGCAUGUGGAAGACCACAUUUGCCUGGCAUACAGAGGAUAUGGAUCUGUACAGUAUAAACUAUGUACACUUUGGGGCCCCCAAGUCAUGGUAUUGCAUCCCACCUGAGCAUGGCCGCAGACUUGAGCGAUUGGCUCAAGGAUUCUUCCCAAGCAGCUUCCAGGCCUGUCCAGCCUUUCUACGUCACAAGAUGACACUAAUUUCCCCGCACAUUCUCAAGCAGUACUCCAUACCAUAUAACAAGAUUACACAAGAAGCAGGGGAGUUCAUGAUCACCUUUCCAUAUGGAUACCACUCGGGAUACAACCACGGCUUUAACUGUGCAGAGUCCACAAACUUUGCUACAGAGAGAUGGGUUGAAUAUGGAAAGAGAUGCUUGCAGUGUGUGUGUCGGAAGGAUGGGGUCAAAAUCAGCAUGGACACAUUUGUGAAGCGGUUUCAGCCAGAUCGAUAUGACCUGUGGAAGGCUGGCAAGGACAUUGCCCCACAUCCAGAGGAGGACAAGAGCAGGCUUUCCAAAUAUGAUUCAAGGAAAAUACAAGCUAACAGAGCAGGAACUGUUUGCACAAAACGUCACCCUGUAUCUAAACUGGAUGAUGUGAACAAACGUGGACGGAAGAAAAAGACUAACCCGGAGAAGGAAGAACAGGCUGAAGAGAAGUCUGGAAUUGUUGAUGUCAAGGUAGAAGAGAAGCCUGCCACCGUGGACGAAGAAGAAAAGAAGAAGAAAAAGAAGAGAAAGAAAAAAGACCCUCAGGAUCAAAAGAAUAAGUUCCUGGGUUUGUGGGGAGAUGAGGAUAUGACAGAAGAAAUGAAGGAGGAGUUAAAUAAACAGGAAAGAAAAAUGGAGGCUGAAGCUGCUGCUCGAAGGAAGAUAGAGUUUUAUCUUAAAGAUGUGAAGAAGCAAGAGGGUGAAGCCGAGGCACAGGCUGUCAAGAAAGGACCUACUUCGUUCCAGGCUGCAUUUGAGCAGUUAUUGAAUGAACCACCGAGUAGUAUGCCAGAAAGCCCGGAGCCAAUCACUAAGAAGAUGAAGAAACCAAGCCAGUCUCCAAGUUCGGAUGGAGAACCGCCAGCUAAAAAAAAGAAAGCUGGGCAGGCUGUUCAUUCUGUGAUUCCACUGGAUCAGAUCAAAGCUCUAACAGCUGCUGGUGACAAGAUAGGAUUCCUACAACAACUCAAUGACAUGGAGAGGAAGAAACUGCCCAAAAGUCAACUCCAGUCGUACCUUCAACAAGGAAAUAACAUAACAGAGCUCAGACACAAAAUAGAACAAAUAGCAGCUACUAACGAACAGUUCAACAAGACAAUUUCUGCUAGCUCCUCCUCCUCAUCACUACAUCAGGGAUCCUUAAUUCAGAACGGUCAUGAUGCAUACUCACUACCACAUCACACAGGUGCUUCCAACUGGUCAAGUCCUCCAUCUACAACUGGCAAUGUUGGGUCUGCUGGACUUGGCAGUCAGCAAACCCAUAAUGGGGUGCCGUCUGGAAUAAGGCCUAUAGAGGCUGUCUAUAAGAAAUCACAACAGAAACGAACACUUUCCAAUAUACACAAAAAGCCGGCCAAAGUUAUUCCACUUGCUAAUAUCUCACAUAUACUUGGUUGUCGAAGUAUUUCAGAAGUUGUUGGUAGUGGGGUUUCUGUACAAGCUGAUGUCCCCGACUUGAAGACUGUAUCUGUUUGUCAGACGUCAGUCCACAGCAGUGACAUGGUGUUUUCGUCCUCGCCCAGUAACAACAUGCAUUCAUCUCACCUUCAGCAACAGCUGCAACAACAUCAUGCACAGUCAUCACCACAACCACCUAAACUGCAACCAGUACAGAACCAACAGUGUCCACAAGACACCAUUCAUGAGCAUCCCCCUCAACUGUCACCCUCACAGCCACCGGUUCUGUCUCAGCAAGCUGGCUUAUCCCACCUAUCUCAGCAGCUCCUGCUGCAAAAGAUGAACCCUGAGGAACUUCUUCAGCAGUACCAGCUUAAGCAGCAGAAGAGCAAGUCUCAGCUGGAAAGGCAGCAGCAGCUUUUGCAGAGGAUCCAGGAACAGCAGCAGUCACCUUUGCUCAAGUCCCCAGCGUACAAAGAUUCCAAUAAAACAUAUCACCACCAGUCAGCUGUACAGAUGACAGCCAGUCAGUUGUUGGCUUCCAAUGGACAGACAAUGAAGUCUAGUGUUACAUCUCCAAAUCAGCAAUAUCCAGUCCUUCACAAGGCAGUGUCGCCUCAGCAGCAGAGUAGUACAUACACCGUCCAGAAUGUCAGUCCAUCACUGGCCUCACAGUACCACCCUCAGACCACUUUGUCUGAUGGUAAUAUGUAUCCCACUCAAUCUGCUGGAGUCACUGUGUCGGUACCUGUCAUGAAUCACUCACCUCCUAGAACCGCCAUGCAAACAACACAAGUAACACCUGUGUCCUUCUCUCCACAGCAGCUGUUGAAAGCAUUGUCUGCCCAGGCAGCACAACAGCAACAGGCAAAUGUUGUAAAUGUCCCUAAUAUGGGUGGACAACAAGGUCAGAAAUCGGUUCAAAGAAAUAUUGUCAGCCAGUCGCAACAAAUGUCAGGUGUUCAGCCAGUGACUAAUGUGCUUCGCGUUUUAUCUGGUGUCUCACAGCCACAAAUAGUGGCCAAAUCAGGCAAACAGCAGAAGUCCCUGCUGUCUCCAUCUCAAGCAGCUGCCAUCAAGCAGCAGCAGGCUCAGUUCAUACUCCAGGGAGUUUCGCAGAUUCACCCUACAGGUACUGCUGUGACAACCAAACACAGGACUGUUGUGGGGACUUCAAGCACAGUGCCACAGGCAACUAUGUUAAGGACACCUAAUCCACCAAUACUUGCUACCUCUCAUACUUCCAAUGUGAAAUCUGUGCCAGGAGUACACACUCAAGUGUCCUUGAACAAUAAAGCUGGUACCACAUUAAAUAUUCCCAGUGUGAUCCCCAGCAUCAGUGCUCAGCAGAGUGUCCAUCAGUCCUCAGCCCAGCAGCAGCAUGGAGCAAAGCAGGGCUCAUCAUUUACCACCAGCUACAUAUCUGCUAGCUCCACUCCUGGAACUACUGUGCUGUCUCCUGUCCAGAUCCAGAUACCUCAAGCUGAGGCAGUUUUACCAGGAUCAUAUGAGUCCCCUGCUGCAUUCCUUGCUAGUGCUAAUCCUGUACUCCCAAAUGAUGGAGGGAGUCUCUCCCUGCUUGCAGGAGCAUCCAUGCGGUCUACCUCAGAUGCCAUGUAUAACAUGCAACAUGAUGGAUCAACACUUAGCUUGCAUUCUGCUUCUCAAAGAGACAUAUCAAAUGUGAACUCUAUGUUAAAUGUUAGUAGUAUCCAUCAAACCAACUCCUCGAUGAGUUCAAGAUUCCCUUCUCAGCAGACUGGCGGUGUCGGUAGUUCCAUGUCCUCUUUCCUCUCAUCAUCGAACAGUGACUUCCAGUCACCUCCGAAACUAACUUGUGUCAAUAACCAAUUAUCGAAUAUAUCUCAUGGAGUUUCAGUGUCUGAGCUCUCUAGUAGAAGUUCCAUGCAUCAGCUCGUUCCCCAGCCUAUUGUCCCCGCAACACAGGUUUCACCAACCACCCACUCCUCAGAGCCUGUCAUGCCCACCCUGUCACCUCAGCUCCACAGCUAUGCUUUACCACCUUCCUCCACUAACACUGUAGCGAAGAGGAGCCUCCACUCAAGCUUGUCUCAGAUGCAGCCGUCUUCACUUGCUGGUUACAGUGGUGUUGGAGACCACAUGUAUAUGUCCCAGUUGCCCAUUGCUCGGUCAAGUGAUGAGUACACUUCUGGUGAUGACAGCCUGCUUGGGCGUGGUUUUUUUUGGAUGGACGAGGCGAUGGUAUUAUGCAGUCCCCAUUCUCAGGAUUCUUCCAGUGGUACUAAUGGUACUGAUUCCAUCGCAUCGUCUGACAGCUCGGAUACAACCAUUUGUACAAAGAAAACUAAUAAACAUAAAGCUAGUAAACCUAACAAUAAGCUAGAAUCACAGAAUGACACUCCACUAUCACUUACAUCGUUACUUUCAUCCAAGAAAGAGUCUGAUAUCAGUAAACCAACAAGAAAGAAGAACUCUUCUGUUCCUAAAACAGCCAACCCAGAAGAAUGUUCAGAGAGUUCAAGCGAUUCCAAGCCCCAAGCUACUGUGGCACUCACAGAGCCAUGGGCUGCACCCAUUCGAGCACUUUGGCAUGAACAACCCCUCAAUUUUGAAGCUGAGAAGAACUUCAACAAGUUUCUGUCCCACAGAACCCCACACUGUGCAAUAUGUGCAGUCUUCAAUCCUGUAGAGAACGAAUUCCAAGGACUAGAUUUUGCUGAUGUGUCCACUUUGAACAACAAAGUUAUGACCACGAUCCCUAACAGGUCCAAACCCCUUGUACCUGAGAUCUGUUUCUCAGCCAGCAGUAAUGACCCUAGUCCAUUUGCUAGCAACCCAAUCCUGGAGGCUGAUGGUCAAAGCCCUCUCCUUGUGUGUCACAAGUGCAACAUCUGUGUCCAUGCCAGCUGUUAUGGCGUUAUUGAAGUGAAUGCCGAGGAAGUUUGGCGUUGUUCACGAUUGUGUCAACCACAUAACACAGGCGGACUGUGGCUUGUGUUUCCUGCGAGGUGGUGCACUGAAGCCCACUACUGAUGGCCGCUGGGUACACAUUGCUUGUGCUCUCACCACCUCCGAGGUCAAGUUCCUUGAAAUCGAGAAAA